Hyphopichia burtonii NRRL Y-1933 is the source of this 2035-nucleotide messenger RNA. It is a transcript of the gene MAE1, whose product is annotated as malate dehydrogenase (oxaloacetate-decarboxylating). Gene Ontology annotation, cellular component: mitochondrion. The record is from RefSeq and is a predicted model, not a curated record. Gene Ontology annotation, molecular function: malate dehydrogenase (decarboxylating) (NAD+) activity; NAD binding. Gene Ontology annotation, biological process: malate metabolic process; pyruvate metabolic process. Bases 76 to 1983 code for a protein of 635 amino acids. The transcript has a single exon. NCBI's taxonomy places the organism in Eukaryota, Fungi, Ascomycota, Pichiomycetes, Serinales, Debaryomycetaceae.
AGGAUAAAUUUUUGCAUAAAUAUACCCCUUGAUCCUGUUGGAAUUUGAAAUUUGGUUUGAGUUCAAGGGUUAACCAUGUCUAGUCUUACUUAUACUAAGCUUCCAAAGAGAAGCAUCAAGGUAUCAACCAAGUUCAUUCGUUACCAUGCAACCAAAACCACCGAGAGUGAUUCAAUUCAUACUCAUACUAUUAAAACUCCAGUUGGUAUUAAGGCCGCAAUUGCAGCUUUAAAGCCUAAGACCACUAGAUUAUCAAUUGAAGGACCAAUUGAGUGUGAUUUGAGAGGAUUUCAAUUAUUGAAUAGUCCAAUUUAUAAUAAAGGUUCGGCCUUCACCAUUGAAGAACGUCAGGCAUUCGGGUUAACUGGAUUAUUACCUAGUCAAGUUAAUACUUUAGACGAACAAGUUGAACGUGCUUAUCAGCAAUUUCAAUAUUUGAAAACACCAUUAGCUAAGAAUGAUUUUUGUACUUCGAUGAGAAUACAAAAUAAAGUUUUAUACUACGAAUUAGUCAGAAGACAUAUUAGAGAAAUGUUACCAAUCAUCUAUACUCCAACUGAAGGGGAUGCCAUUGCUAACUACUCUCAUCGUUUCAGAAAACCAGAAGGUUGUUUCUUGGAUAUUAACGAUCCAGACUCAAUUGAUGAAAGAUUAUCUGCCUACGGUGAAGAUAAAGAUAUCGAUUAUAUCGUUAUGAGUGACGGUGAAGGGAUUCUUGGUAUUGGUGAUCAAGGGGUCGGUGGUAUUAGAAUUGCCAUUGCAAAAUUGGGGUUGAUGACUUUAUGUGGUGGUAUUCAUCCCGGUCGUGUUUUACCAAUUGCCUUGGACGUUGGAUCAAAUAAUGAAGACUUGGUUAAUGACGAUCUUUAUAUGGGUAAUAAGUUUGCUAGAGUUCGUGGUGAACAGUAUUGGAACUUUAUUGAUAAGGUUAUUCAUUCAAUUAAAAACCGAUUCCCAAAUGCAGUUUUGCAUUAUGAAGAUUUUGGGGUUACCACCGGUAGAACAAUGUUAACCAAAUAUAGAAGUACUUUACCUUCUUUCAAUGAUGAUAUUCAAGGAACUGGUGCUGUUGUUAUGGCUUCAAUGACUGCGGCUUUGAAAUUCUCAAACCGUGACUUAUUAGAUUCAAAAGUUUUAAUUUACGGUGCUGGGUCUGCCGGUAUUGGUGUUGCUGAUCAAAUUGUUAAUCACAUGGUUAGUCACGGUUGUUCCAAGGAUGAAGCUUAUAAGAAAAUUCAUAUUAUGGAUCGUCGUGGGGUUAUUUUGCAAUCCAUGGAAGCCAACGAAGGUCAAAAACCUUAUGUUGAUGAUGACGCCGAUUGGGAAGGUAUCGAUACUUCUUCUUUGGUGGACGCUGUUCGUAAAGUUCAACCAACUGUUCUUGUUGGUUGUUCUACCAAAGCUGGUGCUUUCACCGAAGAAGUUAUUAAGGAAAUGUAUAAGCAUAACCCCCAACCAAUUGUUUUCCCAUUAUCUAAUCCAACCAGAUUACACGAAGCCUUCCCAGUUGAUAUUAUGAAAUGGACCGAUAAUAAUGCUUUAAUUGCUACCGGAUCUCCUUUUGCUCCAGUUGAUGGCCAUUAUAUUAGUGAAAAUAAUAAUUGUUUUACCUUCCCUGGUAUUGGUUUAGGUGCUGUUCUUUCUAGAUGUAACAGUAUUUCUGAUACUAUGGUUAGUGCUGCAGUUGACCAAUUGGCUAAAAUGUCACCUAAAAUGGAUGAUCCUAAAAAUGGGUUAUUACCUCGUUUAGAAGAAAUUGAUGAAGUUAGUGCUCAUGUUGCCACCGCAGUCAUUUUACAAGCUUUGAAAGAAAACAAUGCUAGAGUUGAAUCUGAAGAAAGACCAAAUGGUGGUGGUUUUGUUCAAGUUCCAAGAGAGUAUAAUCAAUGUCUCAAAUGGGUCCAACUGCAAAUGUGGAAACCAAUUUACAGACCAUUGGUUAAAGUUAAACACGUUCCAGAAAUUCACACCUAUCAAUCAUAAGUCAUUUUUUUUAAUUCCUUCAUUUCUUUUAAUUUUGCAUUCAAUUUUUUUU